This is a messenger RNA of Silurus meridionalis, 999 nucleotides long. RefSeq names its product lymphocyte antigen-6, epidermis (gene lye). The coding region runs from base 109 to 516 and encodes 135 amino acids. The transcript is spliced from 3 exons. The record is from RefSeq and is a predicted model, not a curated record. NCBI's taxonomy places the organism in Eukaryota, Metazoa, Chordata, Actinopteri, Siluriformes, Siluridae.
UCACUGCUGAUCAUUGUGAGAAACGUUUCUGAGGACGCAUCUUUACGGACAUCUUAAAGGACAAAUCUACAGUUCUUAAAGUGUGUUUAUUACACUGCAAGUAUCAGGAUGAAGUGUGUACUGUUUGGAAUUGCUGCAGUGAUCGGAUUCUUCGCUCUCGCGGAGUCUCUGACCUGUAACACAUGCUCAUUCGGUGUGAUUGGAUUCUGUCUGAACCCCUCGACAACAAACUGCUCCACCAACACAUCUUCCUGCACCACAGGAAGAGCCAGCUUCGCUGGAGCCGGCAGCUUCCUGGGCUUCAACUCCCAGGGCUGCACAGAGACAGCUCUGUGUAACGGCAGCGCCUCCGGGACCAUCCUGGGUGCAACAUACACAGUCACUCAAACCUGCUGCACCACAAACAACUGCAACCCUGUCCAGGUGGCCUCUGGUGCCUCGUACGUCCAGCUCUCCCUCAGUGCGGCCCUGAGCGCUGCCCUGCUGGCCUGUGUCUGGGGCCAGUCUGUCUACUGAGUGCAACUGACCUACUGACUUGUUUAUGAAUCUACAUGAAGAGUGUUCUCAUUUAUAUUUUUGAGAAUUUUUAUAUUUAAUGCAAUUGUGCCGCUGUGAUAAUAUGAAGAAAAAAGUCUAAUGUAAUGAUAUUUUUGGCUCAUGCAGUCGAUUGAAUACUAGGUUUCUACCAUGCAGCCAAAAAAACCAAGAGAAAAUUUAUAAAUAAGAAUGAAUAGUUUUCUUUUCAAUUUUUGAAGGUCUUGCUAAAGUGAAAAUACGGUAAUGAUGUGAGUAUUUUGAAAUUCACCUCUGAAGUAUAAAGAUUGUAAGGCAUUUGUUCUCUUUAUAAUGUUAUUGUAAAUUUUACCAUUGGGGAAACUUAUUAUAAGCUAUAUGUACUAUGUUUUGACAUGUAUUGCCAAAGAGAAUGUAUGCAAAAGCUCAAGUCUUGGAUACUUUUUGCAAAUUCUGUAAUAAAUCUUUCUCCUUGAUUGAAAAAAA